Molecule: messenger RNA, 531 nt
Organism: Fusarium redolens
Lineage: Eukaryota; Fungi; Ascomycota; Sordariomycetes; Hypocreales; Nectriaceae
Exons: 1
Coding region: 43-294 (83 amino acids)
Source: RefSeq, a predicted model, not a curated record
UGCAGCCAUAAAAGCCCCUCAGCACUUACUGACCACACAGCGAUGGAAACACAGGACCAUCGGGCGUUCAGUGGCACUUGUGACGGACUGACAAGUGCAGGCGAGCAACUCAAAAGCGGCUCGGCGACUCACUUAGUGGUGCGAGAGGACAAUUGCGGCAUGGCAGUGAGGAGAACCGAAUGGGAAAUCAUUGGUUGUCGUAUUUUCCUCAAUUGUGCGGUGACACGCUUUACCCCGCAAGCCAUGUUAGUAUCAAGUUGUUGGAAGGCAGAUCGGCCCGCUCCGCGAGGAUAACUAAGACCUGACAAAGGAACCUGUAUUAUGGAUUCGCCUGCAAAGAAAAAAGCCUCCUGCUGCAUUACAGGUAUUGGCUGUAAUGGAGCUUCCUAUCUCGCCUCAUUAUGAAUACCGACGAGUUGCUUCGUGUAUGGUGGCGGGGGCGCGCCAUUUUCUCAACCAACGUAGCCGAAGUCUCCUCGGCCCAUUGCUGCCUGACACUUAAACCUGCGGCCACACUAAGAGCAAUCAUAC